AUGUGCCGCGCGGCCCGCCCCCUGCUCCGGGCCGCCAGCGCCCGCCAACACCCGGCCGCGGCAGCAGGGCCAAUGCGGCGCGGGGGGCGGGCUGCGGGGCGGGGAUUGUUUACGUCUCGUUCGGGAGCUGAAAGUAGGUCACGGCCGCCCGGCGGAACGCGGCGGCGGCGACAGAUCCUGUCCACCAUGGCCAGGCGUCCUCGCAGCAGCACAGCUUGGCAUUUUGUCCUGAGUGCAGCUCGCCGAGAUGCGGAUGCCCGGGCCGUGGCUCUGGCGGGGAGCGCUAACUGGGGCUACGACUCAGAUGGGCAGCACAGUGACUCUGACUCGGACCCCGAGUCCUCAGCCCUGCCGCCACCCAUCCCCAGCGCUGUGCCCGUGACCGGGGAGUCCUUCUGUGACUGUGACAGUCCGAGUGAGGCCUCCUUCUGCAACAGCCUGCACGCGGCACACCGGGGCAAGGACUGUCGCUGCGGCGAGGAAGAUGAGCGGACGCCCGGCCGUAAGGUGAAAGCUGCAGGUUGA
Molecule: messenger RNA, 525 nt
Organism: Puma concolor (puma)
Lineage: Eukaryota; Metazoa; Chordata; Mammalia; Carnivora; Felidae
Source: RefSeq, a predicted model, not a curated record